Hibiscus syriacus is the source of this 465-nucleotide messenger RNA. RefSeq lists its product as uncharacterized. The transcript has a single exon. NCBI's taxonomy places the organism in Eukaryota, Viridiplantae, Streptophyta, Magnoliopsida, Malvales, Malvaceae. The coding region runs from base 1 to 465 and encodes 154 amino acids. The record is from RefSeq and is a predicted model, not a curated record.
AUGUCCCCAUUCAAAUUGGUGUAUGGAAAAGUCGACCAUCUUCUUGUUGAGCUCUACCAAGCUUAUUGGGCUACCAAAAAGCUCAAUUUUUAUGCACAAUUAGCCGGAGAGCAAAGAUUAUUGGGGCUUAAUGAAAUGGAAGAGUAUAGGGAACAAGCAUAUGAAAAUGUAAAGCUUUGUAAGGAGAAGACUAAGAAGUGGUAUGAUCAAAUGUUUUUUCCAUGGCAUUUUCAUGUUGUUCAACAGGUGCUCCUCUACAACUCAAGACUAAGGCUCUUUCCGGGUAAACUCAAGUCAAGAUGGUCAGGACCCUUUGAAGUGCAUCACGUUUACCCUCAUGGAGUUGUUGAUAUCAAAAAUAUAGAUGAUGCGACCAUUUUGAAAGUCAACGGCCAGCAAUUGAAGGCUUACAAUAGAGCUCCACCAUUGUGUGAUAAGUCGGUGCUCCACCUGCAAGACACUUGA